This is a messenger RNA of Menidia menidia (Atlantic silverside), 327 nucleotides long. The record is from the annotation of a GenBank genome assembly. NCBI's taxonomy places the organism in Eukaryota, Metazoa, Chordata, Actinopteri, Atheriniformes, Atherinopsidae.
CGCGAGUACAGCUGUGUGCGCGCGCCCCGGCGCGGGCACGCGAACUCCAGCUCGUGUGUAGUAACCCAGGGCUCACAGUGGAGCUGUGAGCUAGACAUGGCGGCGGACCCUCAGCCGGACUGGCUCUCCUGCCUUCCCUCUUCUUGGAGUUAUGGGGUGACUCGGGAUGGACGCAUAUUCUUCAUCAACGAAGAAGCAAAGAGUACAACCUGGCUGCAUCCUGUUACUGGGGAGGCUGUAAUCACGGGCCACAGAAAAACUCCAGAUUUACCAACAGGAUGGGAGGAAGGAUAUACGUUCGAGGGGGCUCGCUGCUUCAUCAAGUGA